Molecule: messenger RNA, 1823 nt
Organism: Carassius gibelio (silver crucian carp)
Lineage: Eukaryota; Metazoa; Chordata; Actinopteri; Cypriniformes; Cyprinidae
Exons: 4
Coding region: 176-868 (230 amino acids)
Source: RefSeq, a predicted model, not a curated record
GGUAGAGAGAAACCUUUACAGUGUCGUAUUACAGCAUUGUGGGGGAAAUGCUUCUGCACAUCGUUUCUCUGAUUCAUUUGAUAUUCGAACGUGAUCAGUUACAGUCGCUGGACUGCGUGGAAUCAAAUCUCUGUCAUUUAAACACAUUUUUAAAGACUUCAGCCAUUCAAGAGCGAUGAAAGGACCAGAAGUGGUCGACUCGAGAAGUCGUUUUCGAUUUAUUGAGUCCUGUCUCGGCUUGAUGGGCUGUUUGUGUAUCAGCUAUGCGAUCUGGACACCUCGGUGGCUGGAUGACCGGGGUCUGUGGACCUCGGGGAAUGUUUCCAGACUGGAUGACAGCUGGACCACUGAAGACAUUGCUAAAGCUCUGGAGGCUGAGAGAGUGUUUGCAGUGGUGGCUUUCCUGAUGUCGGUGAGCUCUGGACUGCUGUGUCUCAUGUUUGCUCUCUGCUGGACGUCUCAAACGGUGCGUUCCUACUCCAACACUCGCUCGCUGCUGAUGGCAGGCCAGGUGCUUGAUCCGACCACCCUGCUGCUGUUCACACUAGUACCUACAGGGUUUUUCUUUUUUCUCAGCUGGGCGCUUUUUACACAUGAACAUAUUGGUGAGAUCAGGGAUGAUGUCAGUCGACUCGGUCCGUCCUAUUGGCUGGGAGUGUUGGGUUGGGCUUCUCUAUUGGCCGUGCUGCCUGUGGUCUUCCUGGCAGAGAAGUUUGUGGUUCCCGACAUCCUGCCGGAGUUAAAAAAUGCUGCCGAAAUGUGGUGGAAGGCUCCUGAGGUUGCACACGCGCGAUCGUUAAGUGAGGGUUGCUAUCGUUCACAGCAUAAGUCUCAUCCUGACUUCAGGAGGUAUUUGUCAGUGCCUUGAACAAGAGGAAGAAGGUAGCAAGGAAAUACAGAGAAGAGACUCUAGUCUCGCUGGUCUUCUAGCCAAAUAUAUGAGCUGAGCAUAUGCCUCACAACAGGAGUGAAGGACCUGGAUGAGAAACCUGUAACUGCUCUCUGCGAUGUUAGACACAAAGCUACAGAUUAUAAUGUUCAGUGUAUUCAGAUGUACUUGGAAGAGGAUGCCCAAAAAUGUGGUUAAUGGACUACUAGGGUUCACUAUCUAAGUGUGAAAUAUAAAGUUGAAAGGAUUUUGAAGUUGCAGAGAGGCUAUUCCUCUAGAACUUGUCAUAGUCGUUGUCUGCAGCUGUUAUUGUGUGAAUUAUAUACAGUCACUUUCAGGGAUGCAGACUUAAAUGCUUUUCAAAAUGCAUUUUAAAUAUGCUAAUUAUUAACUAAAACAACAACAACAACAAAAAACACUAAAAUAGUUUAUAACUGAUUGGGUAAAAUAUAAUAAAAUUACUAAUAAUGGCAACGGGUAGUACUUAACUAAUGCUUCAAACGCAAUCAUUAGUGCCAUAUACAAGACAUUUAAAUGUUUUUUUUUUUUUUUAAGUUAUUGAAACAUGUUCUUGUAUAGAAAAACAAUUAACUUCUAAGAUCCACUUGACCUUUCCCCUUAUUCCCAUUGCCAAAAAGUGGUGAUCAUUGAAUUCCAGAUUGUUCUGCUUGUUCUCAAUCUUCCAGACAAUACUGAUUCAAUUAGUCAGAGCACUUUUAUACUACUAACACUUAGUGUAAUAGGGACUUCCAGGUGCUUAAGCAGAAUUCAACACUACUAGGUAGUGCUCCAGUUGUUGUUGUUUUUUUCUAUCCGUCUUUUUUUUAAGUGCAAGCAGUGCUCUCUACUGGCCAUAGUGCAAAGAGCAUCAUGUUCUAUCCUGUAUUUUUAAAGCUAUUUAAAUAAACCUUUUUGUACUGUUUUAAACCAAUAA